Messenger RNA from Bicyclus anynana (squinting bush brown), 1850 nucleotides. RefSeq names its product apyrase. The coding region runs from base 198 to 1820 and encodes 540 amino acids. Gene Ontology annotation, biological process: AMP catabolic process. The transcript has 12 exons. Gene Ontology annotation, cellular component: plasma membrane. The record is from RefSeq and is a predicted model, not a curated record. Lineage: Eukaryota; Metazoa; Arthropoda; Insecta; Lepidoptera; Nymphalidae. Gene Ontology annotation, molecular function: nucleotide binding; metal ion binding; 5'-nucleotidase activity.
UAAAAUUUGUCUAUUUCUCUUCACGAGAUAAUAUUGUUGGUCGUGCCGUAAAUACUCCUCUGGUCAUGAACUUGUGGUUGAAAAGCAAGAUGUUGAGCAACUGACGCUAUAGCCCCAUUGUGGAUCAGACACAAUACCUGUACAGUACCAACAGUUGACACGCCUAUAGAACAUCGAAUGAUUAUUGUGGGUGAAGCAUGUACGUACUACCGGUGUUUGUCCUGCUUGUGUGUGCGGUUUUUGCUGAAAACAAUAAUGGAUUGUUCGAAUUAAACAUAUUACAUUACAACGAUUUUCAUGCACACUUCGACGAAAUAGCACUGAAUGGUAGUCCCUGCACCCCUUCGCAAGGAGAAUGCAUUGGAGGUUACGAGCGCCUGUACUCUGCCCUCCGCCAGGCUCUCGAGGCUGAGCCUGACUCCCUGCUCUUCAAUGGCGGAGACACAUUCCAAGGGACCAUGUGGUAUAACUUUCUACGGUGGAACGUGACUCUGCAUUUUAUGAAUUUGUUGCCUCAGCACGAUGCUCAUGUCCUUGGCAAUCACGAAUUCGACAAUGGUAUCGAAGGACUUCUUCCAUACUUGAAGGGCCUAAAUUCACCAAUGCUAGGCGCCAAUGUCAAUACUACCUUCGAACCGGAAUUGUCUCCGUACGUCAAAAACCACAUUGUAGUGGAGCGAAAGGGUCGAAAGAUUGGCAUCAUCGGAAUAUUGCUGACAGGGUUUACAGCGCCAAUAGGAAAAGUAAUAAUGGAAGACGAGCUGGAGGCGGUUCGGCGCGAGGCGACACUCCUCACAGAGCAGCACGUCGACAUCAUCAUAGUACUCUCGCACGUGGGAUACGCCACUGAUAUGCGUUUGGCAGCUCUUAUGCCACCUGAAGUGGACAUAAUAGUGGGUGCGCACACUCACACUUUGCUGUACAAUGGGGCCGUGGCACCAGACGGGUCGCGACCAGCCGGACUCUACCCCACUGUCGUCACACAAGCUAGCGGCCACAGAAUCCCGGUGGUGCAAGCGUCGGCCUACACUCGUUACUUAGGAGACAUCAAGCUGUUCUUUGAUGACGCUGGCAAGAUUGUAUCCUGGGAAGGACAACCGAUAUACCUUGGUACAUCGAUUGUAAAAGAUGAGCGUAUGGCAAGCCUGAUAGCGCCGUGGAGGGAGGAGGUCCACGCGGAGGGCAAGGAGGUGCUGAGCGCGUCGCUCACUGAGCUCAACCGCGGCGACUGCCGGCGCAGAGAGUGCAACAUCGGCAGCUGGAUCUGUGACAACUUUAUUGGUGAAGCGGUUCCUCGGGCGACUGGCCCUGCGUGGGGGUACGCUCACGCGUGUUUGAUCAACAAUGGCGGCAUACGAGCACAUGUCAGUGCAGGAGAAAUAACAACCGAAGGGAUCCUAAUGGCGAUGCCGUUUGAGAACAAAGUGCAAGUAUAUGACUUAAAGGGCUCGUAUUUGCUGGAGGCUCUCGAGUUCUCAGUGAGUCUGGGCGACGCGCAAGGCUUUAACAGAAUGGUUCAGAUUGGCGGUAUACGGGUGGUUUACAACGCUACAGCGGCGCCCGGGUCUCGCGUAUUGUCCGCCAGAGUGCGCUGCCUGCAAUGUGACGUACCGCGAUACGAGCCUCUCGACGUAGAGGUCACAUAUCGCCUCAUAACGCAGGACUUCAUCGCUAACGGCGGCGGAGGAUUCUCGAUGUUAGCCAACAACAGAGAGAACGUCGAAGAUGUGGACGUGGACUACUUGGUACUGCGCCGCAGUUUGCGACGACAGGGAACCGUGAUACAGGAUCUGGACGGACGAAUACAAAUAGUGCAUUAAACAGUUUUAAAUUGUAAAUGUUGUUUUAUA